Molecule: messenger RNA, 1759 nt
Organism: Gigantopelta aegis
Lineage: Eukaryota; Metazoa; Mollusca; Gastropoda; Neomphalida; Peltospiridae
Product: dr1-associated corepressor-like
Exons: 7
Coding region: 51-896 (281 amino acids)
Biological process (GO): negative regulation of transcription by RNA polymerase II; transcription by RNA polymerase II; positive regulation of transcription by RNA polymerase II
Cellular component (GO): nucleus; negative cofactor 2 complex
Molecular function (GO): RNA polymerase II general transcription initiation factor activity; transcription coactivator activity; protein heterodimerization activity
Source: RefSeq, a predicted model, not a curated record
ACCGGGAACACUUCCGAAAGUGAACUUUUUGUGUUAAAAAAAAUAAAGAAAUGCCAAGCAAAAAGAAAAAAUACAAUUCACGAUUUCCACCGGCGCGAAUCAAGAAGAUUAUGCAAACCGAUGAAGAAGUCGGGAAGGUUGCAGCCGCUGUACCAGUGAUAAUUUCUCGAGCACUUGAAAUGUUCAUACAGUCACUUAUUUUAAAAUCAAGUGAGACAACAACUGCAAGAAAUGCAAAGACAUUAACUCCUUCACAUAUAAAACAAACAAUUCAUACAGAAAAGAAUUUCGACUUUCUUCACGACUUGGUAUCCAACAUUCCUGAUCACCAGCCAGAGGAUGACUCUGUUAAUUCUGGUGAACCUAAGAGGUGUAAAAGUGGCAGACCAAGGAAGUGUGAGCCAGGCAGUUCAAGAAAAAGAAAAGAUAGAAAAGAAUCAACUGAAAGCUCUGAAGCAAAUCAGGAUGAUGAAGAGACAGAAACCGAUGAAGAUCAAGAUCAUUAUGAAAGUGAUAACUCGAGGCUGGCUCCUUCAACAAGUGUUCAAGCGACCAUCUUGCCGGCUGCAUGCAAUUCUCACACAAUGAUUCCAUCCAGUUCACAUCAAUCACCAUUCUCUCACCUACCUGGCCUGCAGCAACAGCCUAACCCAGCAUCUUUUGGCAGUAUACCACCAUUCCCAAAUCCUCUGCCAUUGAUGUCUCAAGCUGCACCUUAUUUUCCUGUACCAGCAAUGGGUGGAAUGCCAUCUCUUCCACCAGUUAUCCCAGGCAUGGCUUGGUCUUCUCAGUUUGCAUCCCCAUCAGAUACAUCAGCAAAGUCAGACACUCAUAACCAUUCUCAUACGUGGAAGUCAGAACAUGGCUUGAAACAAGAUGACGAUUACGAUACUUGAAAUUAAGACCAUGUUGCUCAAACUAUAGUAGAGUGUACAAGAUUCCUUGAAAAGCUGUUUGCACGGGUCCUUGAAAGCACUUGUGAAGUGCUCGAGUUUUAAAAUAUAAAUUCAGGGCUUAAAAGUACCUAAAAUAUAGCUGUUUUUGUGCCAGGUGGUUUGAAAGUCUUUUUAUUUGUUAAUGAGUGUGUAAGUACGAUUUUACUUACUGAUGAAUUUAGUAACCGUAUACAUGGAUGCUAUUUACUUUCAAUAGGGCUUAUGAACAGUUUUAUUGAUAGCUCAAAGGUAUUGUUUGUUUUUUUAAUUUUUUUACUUUAGUGUAUGAAGAAAAACAAAACAAAACUUUUAUUUUUAGAUCAAGUGACCUAUUGCAAUGUUUUUGUGCAUUUCAGUCGUGCGUAAACCUUUCACUACUUGACCAAUUGGUCAUUCUUAUCCUUCAGGAGCCUAAAGGGUGGUGCCUAGUAGAAGAAAAUUAAGCCAAUUAGUAGUACUAAGCAUUUCCUGUAAUGUUUUGUGUCAUUGGAAUUGUACGUGUUAUUGAAUGGUGGGCGUUGUUUGUUAAGAAUUAUGUAUCCUUAAGGUUAAGCAGUUGUUAAAACUUUGUGCUGAAUGUUUUUGUGCAUCUCAGCCGUGCGUAAACCUUUCACAUUUUCAGCUUCUUCUCCAAAACUACUUGACCAAUUGGUCAUUCUUAUCCUUCAGGAGCCUAAAGGGUGGUGCCUAGUAGGAGAAAAUUAAACCAAUUUGAUAACAAAUCUUCUCUUCUUCCAUAAAGGCAGGAUGUUGCCCAGUGGUAAAGAUCUCACUUGAUUUGCGGUCGGUAUGGGAUUGAUCCCCGUCAAUUGGCCCAUUCAGCA